CGCGAUAUUCAGGCGGUCAGUGCUUGCUAUGAAUAAUGGCCGCCUUCGUAGCGAUGGCCGGAACGGAAAAUAACACAAAAGGGAUAAUAGAGCUUUUUAGCUGACUGGAAGAACCGUAAGGCUCCGGGGACCCCUUCCUACCCACUUUUCUGGACGGAUGGGUGGAGGGGGGUUGGCCAAAGGAUUCAAGAGACAGAAAGAGACUCUCAGGGAACACAGGGAAAGCUAAGCGGGGAGCUAACGCUAGCUGGCUAACAACACAGUUGUCACUAACGGGGAACAGAGCCGAAUAACCGCGACAGCUGUUCCGUCGAGAGGCCCGAAUGAAACGGUGACCCCGCAGUGUGGUGGAACUGCCGGCCUGUCGCUAAUAUGAGCGGACCGGGUCAGGACAGCGAGCCCGAGGCGAAAGUCCUUCUUAUCAAGCGGCUUUACAGGGCUGUGGUGGAGUCUGUGCACAAGCUGGAUGUCAUCAUCGGCAGUAAGUCAUCCUACAGAGAAGUCUUCAAGCCGGAGAACAUCAGCCUGCGGAACAAGCUGAGAGAGCUUUGUGUGAAAUUAAUGUUUCUGCAUCCUGUUGACUACGGCCGUAAGGCCGAGGAGCUGCUCUGGAGGAAGGUUUACUAUGAGGUCAUCCAGGUUAUCAAGACGAACAAAAAGCACAUCCACAGCCGCAGUGCCCUGGAGUGCGCCUACAGAACGCACCUCAUCGCCGGCGUGGGUUUCUACCAACAUCUGCUGCUCUACAUCCAAUCACAUUACCAGCUGGAGCUGCAGGACUGCAUUGAUUGGACGCACGUCACUGAUCCUCUGAUCGGUCGGAAGAAACCCGUGUCGGCCUCUUCUAGAGAGAUGGAGUGGGCUCAGAUGGCGUGUCAUCGCUGUCUGGUCUACCUCGGAGAUCUGGCGCGCUAUCAGAAUGAACUUGCUGGAGUGGAAGCUGAGCAGCUGGCAGAGAGAUUUUACCACCAAGCCUUGUCUGUCAUGCCCCAUGUUGGAAUGCCUUUUAACCAGCUGGGAACACUGGCAGGAAGCAAGUUCUACAAUGUGGAAGCAACCUACUACUACCUACGAUGCAUCCAAUCAGAUACUCCGUUUGAGGGGGCCUACGGCAACCUGAAGCGUCUGUUCGACAAAGCUGCCAAGAUGUACCACCAGGUGAAGAAACAGGAAAUGAAGAAGCUGUCUCCGUCUCGGCAAAGAUCCAAAGACAUUAAGCGUGUCCUGGUGAGCUUCAUGUACCUUCAGAGUCUACUGCAGCCUAAAAACAGCUUGAUGGAGACGGAGCUGACUUCGCUCUGCCAGUCGGUGCUGGAGGACUUCAACCUGGUUCUGUUUUACCUUCCGGCUCCGACACACGGAGGCGCUCCACCCUGUCCGAGUGAGGAAGAGGAGGAGCAGACGCAGCACAGCGACAGUUCAUACCCUGUUCUGCCCGACAACCUCAUCUUCAAGAUGGUGGUCACAUGCCUGAUGGUCGUACACAGCCUUAAGAGAGGAGGAUCUAAGCAGUACAGCGCGUCCAUAGCGUUUACGCUGGCUCUGUUCUCCCACCUGGUGAACCACGUGAACAUCCGGCUGCAGGCUGAACUAGAGGAGGGGGAGAGCCAGGUUCCUGCGCUGCACACCGACGCUGCAGAUGACCUUGAAGUGAGGGAUAUGUCAGCUGCAGAAGUGGAUCCGUCAGAGGAGAGGCCUCUGCAGAACGGCUCCCUGGAGCAGGAGGAUGAGGAGGAUAAGGAUGAAGAUGGCCGUGAGCGGGUCCGAGUCAAAAAGCAGAGCAGCGAAGAAGAUCAGCACAAGGCAGAGGAGGAGAAGCAGAGACAGAAGAAGAAGUACACCCGCCUAUCUCGGCUGCGGCGCCGCCGCUGCGCGCAUAAAGGCGGACAAGGGGAGGACGAAAGCGACCUGAGCGAAGGAUUCGAGAGCGAAGAAGACGAGGAAGACGAUGAAGGAGGGAGGGUGCGUGCUGACUCCACAGGGGGGACGCCAGUAGAUGAACCGCUCAACCCUUCGUCUGUGAAGAAGGAGACGAAGAGGGACGGCCUGGGUGAGGAAGGCAGCUGGGAGAGUGGCUCUGAGGAAGAGGAGGGAGGGACCGCUUUCGACGUGGAGACUGACUCGGACAUGAACAGCCAGGAGUCCUGCUCAGACCUGGAGGACAUAGAGGACACAGAAAACUCAGACAGCACCGAGGGUCCGGCCCGGGAGCAGCAGGAGGAAGAAGUGGAGCAACCCAGGGAGGAAGGCGGGGAUCGUGACGGCGAGGCCCCGCCCAGCACCAACGGGCCCCUCACGCAGAGCGACUCCAGCAUCAGCAGCAACCUGCAGGCCAUGUCCUCCCAGCUCUUCCAGUCCAAACGCUGCUUCCGCCUCGCACCCACCUUCAGCAACAUGCUGCUGAGGCCUCAGGCCGCCUCAGGCUCCACCCCCACUGACACCUCCGCCCCGCCCUCCCAGGAGGCUCCCCCUCCGCCUGGAGACUCACACCGCGACCUGAACCCCGGCACUGCCAAUGGAACCAACGACAAUGACCUGGACUCGGACUCGGAGGAAAGUCAGCACAGCGCCCACAGUGAAAAAACCCUGCUGGAGAAACUGGAGAUUCUGUCCAAUCAGGGCUUGAUGCAGGUGGUGAAGGUCUUUGUUGAUUGGCUCAGGACGAACACAGAUAUAAUCCUCAUGUGUGCACAGAGUUCGCAGAGCUUGUGGAACCGUCUGUCGGUUCUGCUGAACCUUCUUCCAGACGGCAGCAAGUUGCUGGAGGCUGAUUUGGGGCUGAACUCGGAGGUGACAGAGAUGUUAAAGGAGUGCGAACAGCCGGGUUUGAGCCCGACUCUGCUGCUGCCUGAGGAUGUGGCGCUGCGGCACCUGCCUGCGCUCAGCGUCGCUCACCGCCGGCUGGAUUUCAGUCGCCGCAACGCCUCCCUCAGUCCCCUGCAGGAGUGUGUGUUGCGAGUGUGUUGCAUUCGCAGUUUUGGCCACUUCCUAACAAAUCUCCAAGGCAACGUGCUGCACUUCAACCCCGAGGCAGGAAUCUUUACCAGCAUCAGCCAAUCGGAGCAGGACAAUCUGGUGCAGCAGGCGAAGGCCCAGUUCAGGAUGGCGGAAGAGGAGGCCCGUCGGAAUCGUUUGAUGAGGGACAUGGCCCAACUUCGACUGCAGUUGGAGGUCUCGCAGCUAGAGGGCAGCCUUCAGCAGCCCAAAGCUCAGUCGUCCAUGUCUCCCUACCUGGUUCCUGACGCUGCCGCCCUCUGCCAUCAUCUGAACCUCAUCCGACACCUGGCCAGCAGCGGCUGCUUCAUCAUCAUCAUCCCAAGAACAGUGAUUGACGGGCUGGAUCGGCUAAAAAAGGAAAACGGUGGUGCAAGAGACGGGAUCCGCUUCCUGGAGUCGGAAUUCCGCAAAGGAAACAGGUACAUACGUUGUCAGAAGGAGUCGGGUCGCACUUUUGAGAGGGAUAAACUGAAGCGGCAGGACAUCGAAGCUUGGCAUCUGUAUAAGAUGGUGGACAGCUGCCGACAGCUGACGGUGUCCCAGAGCAACGGAGACGAAGACACAGCCGGCAUGGUGACCAUCCUGACAGGACAUGAGGUGGACGAGCUCUGCGCUCGGUCUGCCGCCAUGAAGUCGGCGACCCAGGCUGCGUCGUCCGCAGGCAUGGAGCUGAAGAACAUCGUGGAGUUCUACCGCCAGUGGAAGGAGAUCGGCUGAGAGCGUACCGGGGGGGCAGCUGUCAGUGCUGCGAGCAGCUGAUCGAUGACAACACUCGCUCCCUCUCUCUCUCCCACUCUUUUGCUCUGUGUGUAUCUGCGUCUCCAAAAAGGAAAGAAAAACAACUCAAAAGAAAGCUGGAUCGAAGAGUUAAAAGUUUUGAGGGCUUGAAACGGAAAUAAAGAGGAGGUUAAAAAAUAAAACAUAAAUAAAAACAAAAGAAGAAAAGGCAGGCAACACGAGAAGCAGCAGAUCUCCCACCUCUCAGUUUGUUAAACAUAAAGCGUGAGCGUGGCGGCGGCGGCCGGGGGAGGAAGCGCUGGGAUGGGCGUGCCCCUGGUUCACCUCUAACCAGGAAUACACUGUAUAUGUUAGCAAACGAGUACAUUUGUGUUGAGAGAAUCCGCACACACAAACUCAUUCACGCCGAGAUGAAUCCAUAUAGAUAUUUAGAGCAGUGUUCUGGAUUUCCCUUCCCUCUUUCCUUCAGUCUGAUUUCCAGAAACGGGGUCAGGAAGGCGAGCUGAGCGGCGGAGGAGGCGCUGCCUGACUUCCAUCGAUCAGAACCAAACCAGGCGCCUCGUCGCCCGCAGGCUCAAAGGAAGACGGAUCUAUGGUUUCUCUAAUAUGUGGGGUUUUUUAAUUAUUUUAUUUGGAUUUAUUUUUUCCUUAUUUGCGGUGUACUUUUGUGACCAGUGACGUACGUAUUGUGCUAUUUGUCUGAGAAAAGAAAGAGAAAACGCAGCAGGCUUUGACCUGUUGGAAGAUUUUCAUUUGGAUUUUAUUUUUGUACCCAAAUGAUGUUAUUUUUCUUUAUUUUUUUUUUGUUUUGUUUUUUUGUAAGCUGAAUCUGAAUGAUAAACACAGGAAUGUCUAAGGGAAAGGGGAAGGGCUUGUUAUUGUGUGUUGAUCCACUGAACCAAUCCUGAACAGAAGCUAAGAAAGCAGAAUCUAUUUAUCAGGUUAGACGGAGCAGGUAGGUGGGAGCUGAUUGGUGGAGAUCAGCCGACCUGUCCUGUGGGCGGGGCGGGGCGGGGGUCUGGGUUGUGUCUGUAAACUCCUGAAAUGUAUCCCAUCGACAUCACCAUCUCCAUAGUGACUGUCCCAUCAUGCACAGUGCAGAGGAGAACCAGUUUAUGUGGCCAUGCAAUGAACAAUAAAGAGAAACUGAUGCUGAUCUUA
Poecilia latipinna (sailfin molly) is the source of this 4896-nucleotide messenger RNA. RefSeq names its product SMG5 nonsense mediated mRNA decay factor (gene smg5). Gene Ontology annotation, biological process: nuclear-transcribed mRNA catabolic process, nonsense-mediated decay. The record is from RefSeq and is a predicted model, not a curated record. Lineage: Eukaryota; Metazoa; Chordata; Actinopteri; Cyprinodontiformes; Poeciliidae. Gene Ontology annotation, molecular function: telomeric repeat DNA binding; protein binding; telomerase RNA binding. Gene Ontology annotation, cellular component: telomerase holoenzyme complex. The coding region runs from base 373 to 3714 and encodes 1113 amino acids. The transcript has 22 exons.